Messenger RNA from Acanthopagrus latus (yellowfin seabream), 3150 nucleotides. It is a transcript of the gene eomesa, whose product is annotated as eomesodermin homolog a. NCBI's taxonomy places the organism in Eukaryota, Metazoa, Chordata, Actinopteri, Spariformes, Sparidae. Gene Ontology annotation, cellular component: nucleus. Gene Ontology annotation, molecular function: DNA-binding transcription factor activity, RNA polymerase II-specific; RNA polymerase II cis-regulatory region sequence-specific DNA binding. Gene Ontology annotation, biological process: regulation of transcription by RNA polymerase II; CD8-positive, alpha-beta T cell differentiation involved in immune response; positive regulation of DNA-templated transcription. The transcript is spliced from 6 exons. The record is from RefSeq and is a predicted model, not a curated record. The coding region runs from base 751 to 2712 and encodes 653 amino acids.
CUGAAAGUUUUUUUUUAAAGAGGAGAUCGUGCGCGGUGCGGGACGCGCUGGGGGGCCUGUGAGGUGCGACUGCUUUUGGAGCCGUUUCGUGAUUUUCUUUUUAUCAAAUACGCGUUGUUUUCAGGAGGAAAUACAAAAAAAUAUAUAUAUCCUCUCACACCUUCCACAAAAUAAAGAUUAUUUCCACUUGUAAUUUAUUGGGGGAAAAUGUAGGGUUUUUUUUCUCGUGGCGCGCUAAAGAGCUGAAAACCUGUAAACAUAAAACUUAAGGACGAUCGUGAUAUACAGUCCCUCUUGAUAUCAUCUCUACCAGACGCGUUCUAAUUGAAUUAGAGUAGUGCGACCAUUGGCUGUGGAGAGAGGGCUGCUGCCCCCGCGCGCCUCUCCAAAAAAAAAAAAAAAAAAGAAAGAAAGAAAAAAGCUCCUCCCCUCGUCGCUUACAAUCACUUGGGUGUGUGGAGAAGUACAUCUUAUAAGAGCGGCGCGACGUCUCAUGUCCAGCCCAUAAUCUGAUCUGAAAAUCCGUAGGUGAGGAGCAGGUUGAAAACCUCCUUCCAAUCAGUCGUAAGGGAGGGAGGCGUGCAGAGACAGAACCAAGCAGGGCGCCGGUGCUCGUGUCGCCUCCUCGGCUGAGAUCCUGACACCACCACCACCACCCCCACUUUUCUGGACUCAUCCUUUUGAAAAAAAAAAAAAGAAAGGGGAAAAAAAACCCACCUCUUUUUCUUAUUUAUUGCAAGACCUAAAACAAUGCAGCUAGAGAACAUCCUUCCCAGCGCCAGCAUCAAUUUACCCAAGACCUUUUUCAACCUUUCCUCGUCGGACAGUGCCAACAACAGCCCGAGGCCGUCGUCGCAGCUCGAGUACCAAGAAGUCGACCGGACGGAAUCCGAGGCGAGCAGCGCUCCGAAGAAAUAUCUGAGCGGGGUGGGCAGCGGGAUGCUGGGCGAGGGAGAGGGGGACACUUUCACUAAAGCCGGGCCCGAUGGGAGGAAAGGCUCCCCGGUGCUCGGCGAGGACGAGCUGACGAGCGGUCGGCGUUACAACAUAGACGAACUUGGCUCUGACAGAUACUUCAUCUCGUCGUCCCAGGCGAGUUCCGACAUGGCAAGUGCCUGUUCCCUCUUUCCUUACGCAGGACAGACCGGGUCGGUGUACACCGGGUCCAGCGGCUCCAGGUACCCGGCUUCCCUUCAUUACGGAUCCGUCCUGCCUCCAACGGGCUUCUCCUCCUCGUCCGUGUGCACCGGCCGGAGCCAGUUUAGCAGCGGAGGGUACCAGUUCAGCCAGGGCCCGGGCUGUUUGUACCCGUCUUAUCCCGGUACGGGGACGAGUAUCGGCUCCAUGUCUCUGCCGGGGUCCGCCGCCGGAGCCAGAGCGCAGGUCUAUCUGUGCAACCGGCCUCUGUGGCUGAAAUUCCACCGGCACCAGACCGAGAUGAUCAUCACCAAACAGGGCAGACGGAUGUUCCCAUUCCUCAGUUUCAACAUCACUGGACUCAACCUCACGGCCCAUUACAACGUCUUUGUGGAAGUUGUUUUGGCUGACCCGAAUCACUGGCGCUUUCAGGGAGGAAAGUGGGUCACAUGUGGGAAAGCGGACAAUAAUAUGCAAGGUAACAAAAUGUACGUUCAUCCUGAAUCUCCCAACACCGGCGCUCACUGGAUGAGGCAAGAAAUCUCUUUUGGCAAGCUGAAGCUGACCAACAAUAAAGGGGCCAACAACAACAACACACAGAUGAUCGUCUUGCAGUCACUUCACAAAUACCAACCGCGACUUCACAUCGUGGAGGUGACAGAAGACGGCGUGGAGGACAUGAGCAACGAGGCCAGAACCCAAACCUUCACCUUCCCAGAGAACCAGUUUAUAGCCGUCACUGCCUACCAGAACACAGACAUCACACAGCUGAAGAUAGACCACAACCCUUUUGCAAAAGGCUUCCGGGACAAUUAUGACUCGAUGUACACAGCUCCAGAGAGCGACAGGUUGACUCCGUCCCCGACAGACUCCCCUCGCUCCACCCAGAUCGUGCCCGGGGCCCGCUAUGCCAUGCAGCCUUUCUUCCAGGACCAGUUCGUCAACAACCUGCCUCAGAACCGCUUCUACACCAGCGAGCGGGCUGUUCCUCAAACCAACAGCCUCCUCUCUCCGCAGAGCGAGGACGCCAGCGCCGCUGCCUCCGCCCAGCGCUGGUUUGUCCCCCCAGUCCAGCAGCCGGGCUCCAACAAGCUGGAUCUGUCGUAUGAGAAUGACUAUUCCACCAGCAGCCUGCUGUCCUACGGCAUCAAGCCCCUGUCCCUGCAGACGUCCCACGCCCUCAGCUACUACCCGGACUCGGCCUUUGCCUCCAUGGCCGCAGGAUGGGGCACCAGAAGCUCUUAUCAGCGCAAGAUGACUACGGGCCUGCCCUGGUCCCCUCGUCCAAGCCCCCCAGCCUUCCCAGAGGACCAGCUGGGGGUUACUAAAGACAAGCUGCCCGAGGAGAGCGCACCCCCAGCCUCGACCUGGAUCGAGACCUCCCACUCACUGAAAUCGGUGGACUCUACCGAUUCUGGUGUGUACUCCGUGGUGUGCAAGAGACGCAGAAUGUCUCCUGGGGGCUCAAGCACAGAGAACUCCCCAACCAUCAAGUGUGAGGACUUGACCACGGAGGAGUACAACAAGGACAACCCAAAAGGCAUGGGUUAUUAUGCAUUCUACACAAGCCCCUAAGACUGUAUUUAUUGAAACUAAAUAUAAUUCUUUUGUUAAUUAUUGAGUGCUCUCCAUUCCCUGUUAAUGUCUUUUUUCUCUUUUCUCUAAAGGUGCCAAAGCUUAGUGUUCUUCCCCCCAAGCAAGCUGCACAAGGUUAUUUUCCCAGGCCAGCCCCUCUCACAUACCUGAGCAGAAACAUGCAUAGUGUUUGUUGUUUUUGAGAAAAAUAAAAGAAAACAAAAGCAUGUCCCUUUUUAAUUCAUUUAUUUUUACAACUUUUUUUUAAAAAGAAAAAAACAAAUGUGAUUUUUUUUUUUUUCCCCCUCCCUGCGUAUUUAAGUCAUUUUCGUUGUACAGUAUUCGUGCACUUUAGAAAUGUGAUGUAUCUUGUACAAAUUGUCUUCAUGGAGGUGUUAUUAAAUGGAUAAUAAAAACAGCUUUUCACAAAGCAUCGUC